AUGCAGGUUAUGGCUCGCUUAAAUGAAUCAUCAGCACCAACUGAACAUAUCGAGGCCCUGAAACGGCGAUUUGUGCGACAGAACCGUGAGAUCGCCCGGGUCAACUCCAUACAGUCUCUUCGCAUCCGCAGCCUCGAAUCUGAAAUCUCUCAUCUUCUUUCCGAAAACGUCUCGCUUAGGGAGCAGGUUAUAAGACUUAGUCAGGAUAUAGAGAGAUACGAGGCUGCCCGGUUGCUCCAGGAUGGGGUUUACGACAUCAAGACAAGACUAGACAACAAGUUGGCUGAGCUGAAUAAUUUAGUGGCUGACCUGGGCGCACUUCCGCGCAGACUCUGCAACAAAUCAACAGAAAAACCUCCAUCUGCAGAUCAUACCCGGUCAAUCUCAGAUUGGAGGCCCAAGUCCACCGAUGACGAGCUAAACGUCAGGCAAGAUGAAAAUGGGAGGCUUCCAGUUAUCCUGGAAGACAAAUGCUACCCCAGAAGGACCGAGUCUCAAGAUCUGCAGGACAUGGAGGUUAACGGUACUGAUAUCAUGCGUAUUCCCAACCUUGAGGGGCCCGUGGCCAUGCAGCCAGACGCGGAGGAUGACGGCCGCUCGUCUAAUAAUUCUCACGAUGCCGAGGACGAUCAGUCUCUGAGCUAUGAAGCACACAUAUCAACCGACGAUGAUGCAUUUUUGCCUCCCACACUUGAGACUAGGAAAAGGAAAAAGCACAAUCUCGCACAAAUGAAUGUAGAGUGCUCUAAUGCGGAUCCCGGGCCAUCCCCGGUACGAGACGACUCGGAAGCUAGAAUGAAUCCUGGGACCAAGCGCAAGUUUUCCGUACAUCACGGCGAUAGGCUAGAGUCGACACCGACUCACAACGACAAUCUACUCCCAAAUCUGCAGUCUCCCUCACCAGUGGGCAGGGCCGGGCAUUCACUAUCGCCUGGUAGUGAGGGUACUCCAUCAAGAGGAGAGAUCCAGCCAUCGAAGGAGGGGAAUAUAAACUACAGGCUUGCGAAAAGGAAAGCACUAGAGCAUACUGAUGAGGAGACAGGAAGCACCAAUAUUAGCAUACUCUUACCUGGAAAAGAAGAUGCUGCAGUUGCACAAGAGCCGACGGAUAAGGUCACUACACCACGAUUAACAGGCGAGAGGGGUGGCAAGGGCGGAUUAUCCCCGAUAUCACCCAAAGUGGAUAUAAUUAGUGCACAGUCAAGGCGGACAUCUAUAUCUGGACAGUGUCGACUCGACCAACCCACAGAUGACAAGGAACAUAACGGGCACACCAUUCAAGAAUCAAAGGUGCCAAAAAUAAAGCCCGGUACGCAAUCACCAUCGGGGCCAACAACCCGAAGCGAAUCAAGAACAUCAACUUUUGUGCCUUCUGAGCCAAUGAGGCCUGCGAGACGCCAAAGGGCCAUUGUAAGCUACACAGAACCGAACUUGCGAGACAAAAUGCGACGACCUACGAACGAGUUGAUAGCAGCAGUUGGUGACCGGCCAAGACGUAUAUCUGGUUCUCUUAAUGCACGAUCGGAUACAACCGAUGAUGAAAAUCUGGUCAAGAAUGAAAAGUGGAAUGAUCGAAAACCACGACAUUCGGAUUUCACAAGCAAAGAAUCCAAAUUACAGACGAUAGAAACGCCCACCAGUCUUUGUACACAGCAGAUGAAUGUUUCCGAGAGAAAACGCAAGACUUCUCCGGCAAGCGAAAUUGAUAUCACGGCAUCCCAAGGGAUUGCAACUGGGGCGCACCCUCAGUGGGUGGCUAAGGAAUGCAAUGACGAGGAACCAAAGGGUACAGAUGAUCAUACCGAGACGCAGCCGCCGUGGAAGAUGGGCAAUAAUACAAGGAAUCUUCCAGCUAAUGCGUGCAAAGAAAGACAAACUACAGGUCGGCAGCCUAGACGACAUUCCUCACACCCUGAGCAUUCCGGGGAAAACAGAAGUCAAGCAGCAGACCAAGACAUUAGGAGCAUAAAAAGCCAAGAUGCUUCUCCAUCAGAGGCCCGAGCAAAGAACCCAGCUCCCACAAAGACCCUUGAGGAAUUUGCGAUCCUGAACCCUCAGGCACUGAAAGCAACAGAAAGCACCCACAUACACUCGUCUGCUACGACUCUGACGGAUGCAAAACGAUCAAGGCGCGGGCAGCGUGCUGCAGCUGCAGCGGCUAGGAGGAAAAGCAUGAUGUUGUGA
Molecule: messenger RNA, 2184 nt
Organism: Aspergillus sclerotioniger CBS 115572
Lineage: Eukaryota; Fungi; Ascomycota; Eurotiomycetes; Eurotiales; Aspergillaceae
Product: shugoshin family protein
Exons: 4
Coding region: 1-2184 (727 amino acids)
Biological process (GO): meiotic chromosome segregation
Cellular component (GO): chromosome, centromeric region; nucleus
Source: RefSeq, a predicted model, not a curated record